Molecule: messenger RNA, 1062 nt
Organism: Oppia nitens
Lineage: Eukaryota; Metazoa; Arthropoda; Arachnida; Sarcoptiformes; Oppiidae
Product: hydroxylysine kinase-like
Exons: 4
Coding region: 1-1062 (353 amino acids)
Molecular function (GO): amino acid kinase activity
Source: RefSeq, a predicted model, not a curated record
AUGGGAAUAGUUCCUAAAAAUGUUGAAUUCAACAAACAAUUAGUCAAACGAUUGUAUAAUUAUGAUAUCCAACACAUGAAAGAGCUUAACGGUUACGAUGACCGCAACUAUCACUUGAUUACUACCGACUCAAAGGAGUUUAUAUUAAAGAUCACUAAUAAAUUGGAGUCCAGUCAAGAGGGACUGUUAGAUUCUUUAAAUUCUUUAAUUCUUCACUUAUAUAAUAACGGUUUCAAAGUGACAGUGCCUCAGAUCAAUACAAAUGGUAAAUAUUUAUCAUUUGAAGACAUACCUCAAGAAGGACAACAAGAAAAUGCCAUCGAAAAGCCUUAUGGAGUCAGACUCUUGGAGUAUAUUCCGGGAGAACUACUCAGAGGAAUUCCAUUUACACCUGAAAUACUCGAAGAAUGUGGUCAAGUAUUGGCAAAAAUGACUAUUACUCUUCAAUCAUAUGAUAGCGAUGUCCUUCAGAAACGAACAACUGAAUGGUCAUUAUUGAGAGCACUGGAUGUCCGUCAAUAUAUAGAUGAUGUAGAAAGUGAAGAAAACAGAUGUAUAGUCCGCCAAAGUUUGGAUGAAUUUGAGAGGACAGUCAUGUCUCGCUUACAUGAGUUCAAACACUGUAUAAUUCACGGAGAUUUCAAUGAAAUGAAUAUAAUUGUUGAUAAAAAUUUGAAAAUGGGAAAUGACUAUCAUGUGAAGGGUAUCAUUGAUUUUGGUGACUCUCACUAUGCGCCCCAACUGUUUGAUCUGGCCAUCCAUUUGUGUUACAGUAUACUAAUGUUUACGGCAGGACCGGUCAUAUAUGCUCCAGCAUUUGGACUCAGGGGUUAUCAAAAAUUUGUAGAUCUCAAUAAUAAUGAACUCAACGCUUUAUAUAGUUGUAUAAAAGCUCGUCUCUGUCAAUCAUUAGUAUUGGGCGCCCAUUCAUCCAAAUUAGAUCCAACCAAUACUUAUGUAUUGACAACAGCCAAGACUGGAUGGUCAGCUCUUAAAGCAUUACAUGAUUGCAAUCCAAAAGAUUUGUUAAGUAAAUGGCUUAACAUUGAUAAAUAUAUGUAA